AUGGCUUUAGAAACUCUUCCAUCCAAUGAGUUUUCCAACUUCAUCGUCUACGACACUAUCUCUGCAACUCCAUUUAGCAGCCAUGACUCUUCGGAGGCUAGUUUUUUGGAAAGUUUUGUGAACUAUCAGGAACAUGAUCCCUCAUUUGAUAACUGCGCAAUGAGGACCAGAAAGCGCCAAGCCAGCGAGCCAGAAACCAUUGGCGGGAAGCUGAAUGUGGUGGGGGUGCAAGGUAGGAAGAAGAGGAAAAGAAAGCCAAGGGUUUGCAAAAACAAGGAAGAGGCUGAGACUCAAAGAAUCACUCACAUUACAGUGGAAAGAAACCGCAGGAAGCAGAUGAAUGAGCAUCUUGCUGUACUUCGUUCUCUCAUGCCUGAGUCCUACGUCCAAAGGGGUGACCAAGCCUCUAUAGUGGGUGGUGCCAUAGAGUUUGUGAAGGAGCUAGAGCACCUCCUGCAAACACUGGAAGCAAGAAAGCUGCAACUUCUACAGCAAGAAGUGGCGCAAACAAAUGAAAAUACGGCCAUUUCCAAACUCAUGCAACCCCCUUUUGCACAAUUUUUUUUGUAUCCUCAGUACACAUGGUCCCAGACUCCUAACAAAUACACAUCCAAGGCCAAAGCUGCCAUAGCUGAUAUCGAGGUCACUUUAAUCGAGACCCAUGCAAACCUUCGAAUUCUCACUAGGAAAACCCAUGGGCAGCUAACAAAGUUAGUAGCUGGUAUCCAAACUCUCUACCUCACCGUCCUACAUCUUAACGUCACCACCAUAGACCCUCUGGUAUUCUAUUCCAUCAGUGCUAAGGUUGAAGAAGGAUUCCAACUUGGUUCAGUAGAUGGUAUUGCAACUGCUGUUCAUCAUUUGCUUGCAAGAAUUGAAGAGGAGGCUUUGCUUUGCUGUUGA
Messenger RNA from Sphenostylis stenocarpa, 903 nucleotides. NCBI's taxonomy places the organism in Eukaryota, Viridiplantae, Streptophyta, Magnoliopsida, Fabales, Fabaceae. The record is from the annotation of a GenBank genome assembly.